GUAAGAACUCGGAAGUUCCUCUUCGUACAUUGGACAGAGGAAAUUGGACAAACUAACCCCUCAACGGAAAGCUGAAUUACAAGUUUACCGCGCUGACGACCAAACUGUCGUAUUAGCUGAGGAAACUUCCUUCUUCCCUCGUCAUUAUGGCUGUUUGGAAAUCAGAGGAGAGAAGAAAGAAAGAAGAAAUCUGAAAAGGAAAAAGACAGAGGAGAUGAUGAGUAAACGAACUCUGUUAGUAUGGGGAGUAGCAAUCUUGUGUUUUAUAGUUUUAAUGGUUGUCACUCCGAAAAUUCCCCAGUCCGAACAAUACCAUGAUUUUGCUGAUCAGCGUGAAUUCUUUGGGAUACCGAACAUGCUGAAUGUGGUAUCAAAUUUUCCUUUUUUUGUAAUUGGCGCAAUUGGGCUUAUACUUUGUUAUUAUCGGAACUAUUUCAGGCUAAGAUCACAAGGUGAGCUAUUGGGUUGGACAUGUUUUUUCAUUGGCGUUACAGCUGUUGCUUUUGGAUCCGCUUACUAUCAUCUCAAACCAAAUGAUGCUCGUCUUGUCUGGGACCGCUUGCCUAUGACUAUUGCUUUCACUUCCAUCAUUUCAAUCUUCAUUAUUGAAAGAGUGGAUGAAAAAUGGGGGACUCUAUCAAUUCUUCCUCUGCUCUUGACUGGUAUAGUUAGCAUUCUCUAUUGGUGGUUUUUUGAUGAUCUGCGUCCAUAUGCAUUGGUCCAGUUUGUUCCUUGCAUAGCCAUUCCUUUGAUGACUAUCCUGUUGCCUCCAAUGUAUACACAUUCUUUGUAUUGGUUAUGGGCUGCAGGGUUUUAUGUUAUAGCUAAGGUUGAAGAAGCAGCUGAUAAACCAAUUUACAAAUGGACUCAUCACAUUGUGAGCGGGCAUACUCUUAAGCAUUUAUUUGCAGCUAUGGUCCCUGUCUUCUUGACUCUAAUGCUAAUGAAGAGGGUUAUUGAAACAGAGAGACGAAGUUUGUUCCAGACAUGGCGAAUAUCCUGGACCAAGGUUAAAGGAAAUGGCGAAAAGGUGGAGAAUUAUUCCUGUACUUAUACAAACGUUCCGGUUGAGGAGUCACGGUGUUAACUAUAUGUUUUUCCGGAUUUGUACUUUAAAUGGAACUGUUCAAAUUUCAUUAACGAGUUCCACUAACCAAUUGACUUAUCUAAAAGGGGACAUAUAUGUUCAUGAGAAGUGAUAUUUGCACUCUCCAAUUAGCCUCUAACAUUCCUUGGAGGCAUAUUAUUUAUUGAGUGAAUUGGAGUGCCAGAGGCUAAAAUGGGAGUGCAAAUACUAAUUCCCAAGUCUUGUGUUAACGCAAGCGUUUCAUGUUUCUAGACAUGAA
Molecule: messenger RNA, 1346 nt
Organism: Coffea eugenioides
Lineage: Eukaryota; Viridiplantae; Streptophyta; Magnoliopsida; Gentianales; Rubiaceae
Exons: 7
Coding region: 215-1087 (290 amino acids)
Source: RefSeq, a predicted model, not a curated record